This is a messenger RNA of Labeo rohita (rohu), 3044 nucleotides long. It is a transcript of the gene ttc41, whose product is annotated as tetratricopeptide repeat domain 41. Gene Ontology annotation, cellular component: Cul4-RING E3 ubiquitin ligase complex. The transcript is spliced from 16 exons. The record is from RefSeq and is a predicted model, not a curated record. Bases 122 to 3022 code for a protein of 966 amino acids. Lineage: Eukaryota; Metazoa; Chordata; Actinopteri; Cypriniformes; Cyprinidae. Gene Ontology annotation, molecular function: ATP hydrolysis activity; protein binding.
GUUGUACUGCUCCUCGGCGAUCUUCUUGAUCAUGUCCAGGGUCUUGCGCACCAGCUUCUUACGGAUGACCUGAUGAACGAAGGCAUGAAUAUUCUUCAAAAACCUUCAUGAACUUGAGGAGAUGAUGAAGGCGGACUUGGAAAGAGUCAUUUGUGCAUUUCAUGAGGAUCCAAAAUAUCCCAUCUCAGGAUGGCAGGAUUCAUUCGAUCUCCAUUACCAUGUGAGGCAUGCACGUGCGUUGUGUGACCGAUUUGUGCCCUCAGCACCUGCCACAGAAAUACUGAACGCGCUAAACAAAUUUCUGCAUCCUGUAACUCAUGCAAAAUCUGACACGCACUCAAGAAAUCCAGGAGCUCAUUUCACAUGUGAUUCUGACCAGAACGACUCAGAGAAGUCUAUUUUGCUAAUAUGUGGUGAAAGGGGUUGUGGGAAGUCCACUGUGGCGGCGUGGUGGUUGCAGUCUUUCUGCAGACAGAAUCCUGAUAUACCAGUCUUUUCUCAUUUCUGUGGGACCAGCACAUCCAGCACUGAUGUUAGAUCUAUGCUUAGACAGUCUACUGCUCAACUUCAAAGAGCGCAUUAUGGUGAUUUUCCAGAUUGCGGUGAUAGUUUGGAGGACGUGAUUGAGUUUAUGCACCUCCAUCGAGCAGUCCAGGCAUUUACUGCAGCAGUCAAUCUUGGGCCUUGUAUUAUUCUUGUAGAUGGUAUUGACCUUCUGACAGAAACACUCGGACUCUCAAAACAAGAGGUGAAGGCACUGCGAUGGUUGCCAGAUGCUCUGCCUCCCUAUUGUAAAAUGAUCAUCACAACAACCUUCACUGACCUCACUCACAAAAGUCUCACCGGCAGGACCGAUGUCAAAAUCCUCAACUGUCCCCAUCUCUCUGAUCCCAGUGUUCUGGACAGCAUUUUGCGCAGACAUAUGUCUUUGCCUAACAAGGAGCUGCCACCCAGUGUUUUGCAAAGAGUUGCACGUAAGAAAAACUCCCACCUUCCAGCCUUCUUAGCACUCGUUGGUACAGAGUUACGCACAUGUGGAGUGCUGAGGGCGAAAGAGGAAGAGAUGGAGCUGUUGAAGGAGUAUAUAGAGGCUGAUUCAAUUGCAGAGCUGUGGGUGAAGGUCAUUCAUCGCUGGGUACAAGAUUACAGCAGAACUGCUCCACCAGAAGAGAUUACUUCUUGUAAAGUCACUGAGGCUCAGACAAGCACUGCAUCAUUUAGGGAUAAUCUCUCUGGCUGGGUGUGGGAUACAGUAUGUCUUAUACAUGUGUCUCGUGCUGGGCUGACUGAGCCUGAGGUUUUGGCUUUGUUGGAAGAUCUAGGCUACUGUGGUGAUCUGAAAGUCCAGGUUUUGGAAUUGGCCAGACUGUGCUCUGCUUUUUGGCCCUGGGUUCAGGAGAAAGACAAUGGGCUUCUGACCAUCAUGCAUCAAUCACUCAGUCAAGCUAUGAACCUGUUGUUGCAUGGUACAGAAAGUCCGAAUUUCUACCAUCGGAUCCUUGCUAUGUUUUUUCAGAAGUCUAGUUUAGACCUUAGCUGGGCAAGGAAGAUGGAAGAGAUUCCUUGGCAUCUCAAGCAAACUGGUUCUUUUAAGGAGUUGCAUGAUUUCCUCAGCGAUCUGGCUACCGUGGAGUUUUUGUCAAGCAGCCUGAAACGAUACCCACAGAUGACAAUUGAUGUUAUAUAUUAUUGGACAUUACUAAGGGAGAGAGGAUUUGACCCUGUGACUUCGUUCCAGAAAGUGAUGGCUCAGAGUUGUCAGCGUCUUAAUGACGUUCACCCUCCAGAUCACAGCAGUUUGUGGAGAUUGUCAUUGUUCUGUUCUAAACUUCUGCUCUGUUUGGGUGAAAUGCAGCAAGCUGAGAAGCUGCUUCUACAAGCAGAUCGAAUUUUCCAAAAGGGUGUGGAGCUGGAUAGUGACAGUAUGAGGUCACUCCUCAAAGUGCAACAUAUGCUGGCAGAGCUUUACGUCCAAAUGCAUCUGCCAAAAGACACAGAGAUGUAUUGCCACAAGGGACUUGACACAGCCCAGUCUCUUACAGCAGCCCACCUUGACAGCACAGAGGUCAAACUAAUAGUUGGACAGCUGCUUUGUCAUCUGUGUAUGGUACUGCUGGAGGAUGGACGGCUUUAUGCAUUGCCAGGGCUUUUCAAAAAGAUCAGCUCUGCUAGCUACAUCUCUGAACAUCCUUGUGCUGAAGGCACAGCCAGGCUACUGAAGGCUAUUCACAAGUUGAGUCGUUGCGAGCUCAAGGCUGCUGAGAAAUACCUUCAAGCUGCGUUGGCCAGCAGGAGGCGCUGGUACGGCUAUGAGCAUCCUCUGGUUGCAGAGGUGGAGGUGCAGCUUGCAGAUCUCUGGGCUGGAGCUCAAACCAGCACUGAAUGGACACAGAGGAAGAUGGUUGAGCUGUACCGGCAUGUUAUAAGCAUUAAAGAGAUUGAGGCUCAGAUGUUGCAACUUCCCAGCAUGCAACACGACCUUGCUGUCGUUCUUAUGAAGCAUGGUAAAGUGUUGUUGCGUAGCUGCAGUCGAGUGGACAGGAGAGAAGGGCUGGAUCUGCUCCAGAGAGCUGCAGACAUAAGGAUUCACCUCCUGGGCCCUGAGCACCCACUGACCCGAGACCUGGAGCCUGUUUCAAACCUUGACAUGGUAGGACCGAGGAAACAUGUUCUAGAGGAUAUCGGGUCCACCUUAAACAAAAAACUGUCACUAGAUGGGUCCACAACUGCUUUGAAGGAAUCACACAGUGCGCUGCAACGAUCAUCCUCAAAGUCAUGUAUAAAUCGACCAGCUACCAAACUCCCUAGGAGCUUCUCUACACAAAUAACAUCAUGCUGUAACCAGGAUGAAACCCUAAAAAGACCAUGGACAGCAUUCCAGGUCUCUGUUUUUGGGCCACAGAGUGAUAUUAGGACUCUACUGCAAACAGGAAAUGCUGGUUGGUUUGACCGGCGACAGUCCCUUACCAGAUCAACCGGACGUCUUUUCCAGGCAGAUCCAUCAUGCAGUAGGAAGCUCUGAAAGCACUGAACCCAUAGAUAAG